Molecule: messenger RNA, 1525 nt
Organism: Thunnus maccoyii (southern bluefin tuna)
Lineage: Eukaryota; Metazoa; Chordata; Actinopteri; Scombriformes; Scombridae
Gene: tmem167b
Product: transmembrane protein 167B
Exons: 3
Coding region: 150-374 (74 amino acids)
Source: RefSeq, a predicted model, not a curated record
AAAGAAGUCAGUAAGCCAGUGAAACCGGAAAUGUCAGCCGAAUGACUGCGAAGUAGACUGCAUUACAUCUCCACUUUAAAAUACAUGAUGGACUGCUAACCUAAAGGAAGAAACAGUCAUAUAACAUCUUCAAAGUGCAAACUGCAAAUAUGACAAAUGUGUACUCUUUCGAUGGCAUCCUGGUGUUUGGACUGCUGUUCAUCUGCACGUGUGCGUACCUCAAAAAGGUGCCUCGCCUCAACAGCUGGCUGCUGUCGGAGAAGAAAGGAGUGUGGGGAGUCUUCUACAAAGCUGCAGUGAUUGGGACGCGGCUCCACAUUGCCGUGGCGGCUUCCUGCCUGGUCAUGGCUUUCUACGUGGUCUUCUUGAAAUGAUAGAAUUAGACCGGAAUGAAAGGACUGGAUGGGUGCGGGCUGGGGAUGGACUCAUCUCAGUGGUUGUGUCAUAAUCCUUGUCAAGGGACACCUCUUGGAUUAUGUGACCGAUGAAGCCCCAUUGCCCUGUGGACCUAUGUGAAAGACAAGCCAGUGCUGCCCCCUUCUGGUGACUGGGUACAUAACUCCUCCCUUAAUGUGUGUGCACUACACUACAGUCAUGAAGACAUGAAGAGCAUCCUGAAUCUACUCCACAGUUACUACAGAGGAGAGAGCCUGAUGGGUCACAUGGUAUCAUUCUGUUGUUGGGUAAUACUGUUUGUUGUCUCCAUCCACACCCUGUAAUUGUUUAUAUUGAAGGAUGCAGAAUACGGAAGGGCAGUGUGUGAAAGGUGUAACAUUUUUGCAUUAUACCUGUAUACAACCUAAAAUUAGCCUAGCUGUAUAUAUUUGGAAAAAAAUAUGACCAAUAAAGAUUUGCCAGAGAUUAUGUGUGAUCAAAUUGAAAAUAAUCAAUUCUGCUUGCUCCCAGCUAUGCCGUCUUCUUUCAACGGUGAGGAGAUAAACAAAGCUAAUAUAUAAAGUAGUUUAUGUGUACACUAUAUUUUACUCUCUUUUUUUUUGGAACGGGGGGGGCAUCUCUUUUCUUAACAGUUCUGUUGGGCAUCUCUUAAUUUUUUUCAUGUUUGAAAUACACAUUUUUGCACAGGUGUAUACUGUACUUAUUCCAACUCAGUGCAUCUUAUUUGGAUAACAAUGUUUUUAAUGUCACAGAUUGUUACAAAUUGGCCUGUAGGUUACUUAAGAUUUUUUAUCACAAUUGUAGUGUCACAGAGAGAAGAGUAAUAACCUAAAAAAGAGGCAUAUCUCAACAUUAUGAACAUUGCAUAACUGUAUCUGACUUGCCUGAAGAUUUAAAUGCAAUGCCAAAUAGUGAUGGUGCUUCUUAUGCCAUCUUCAUUACAUGCUGUUAUUCUAAGUUUAGUAAUGCCACCUUAUUUUUUAUUAUUGAAAGAAGAAAAUGUUUUGGGAAGGGAUGCAAUGUAAUUUUGAGUAAAAUGUUCAUCACACAAUGUCUGUGUAUGUUGUCUUUAUAUAACAAAUGUCAGGUUUCAAGUGACAUACAGUGCCUAUAAAAAGUAUUUACCCCA